GGAAUCAGGUGAGGAGGGAGAUUUGGCUUAAGAUUUGCCACGGACCUCUCUUCGGGGGUCUCUGCUGAGAACGUUUUCAAGUAUUUAACAAAAUUUAACAAAACAAAACAUUCAAAUACUGUUGUAAAAUAACGAAAACGAAAAGAAAAUCGUUUAAGGUCCCCUAGCCUAAAGUCACACUUGCAGCAAGUAAUGGAACCAUUUGAACCUUGGUCUGCUACCUUCCCCUGUACCAAACUGCCGUCCCAUAUAGACAAUAAUGGAUUCUAGACCUACUUCUUACUAAAUCAGGAAGGGCAUCGGAAACCAGGCACUGAGAUUGGAGUCCUGCUCGUAAUCAUUUAUAAAGGUUCCUUUUAAAGUUCCCAUCAUAAAGUAUGACAAUUCUAACAAGGAAGUCAUUCCUUUUUCAUCGCUCUUCAAAAAAGGAUUGAGAAGUGUCAGGGCUGGUGGUGCAGGAGCCACCAGCUCUGGGAGAACGACUUAUUCCUGGAGUCCUGAACAAACUGUACUUAAGGAGAUGUCAAAGGGAGAUGGAAGGUCUCAGACCUCACCUCCCGCUGCUGUUGACACCAAGAAGGAUUUGACUCUGCCCAGCUUGUUUAAAAUACCAGAAGUUUCCCAACAGAUUCCCGAUCAGCAUGGCAUGGCGCACCACAGCUCGGAUUUCCAAGCUCGAGAUUUUGCCAGCCUUAGCCUCCCUGGUGGUUGGGAUUACAGACAUCACACCUCACCGGCAGCACAAUCAUAUCCAAAUGAAAACAUGUCUGAUCUUGACCUUCCUGUCAUUGAUCAAUAUGUCCUCUGUCCAGACUGCUUGAGAAUGAAGGCAGAGAGAUGGGGACUUAAUGGGAAGCAGGACACAAGAUAUCAAGGCCUUCCCCAUUUCAUACAGCCAACCAAAAAAAUGAUAAUUCUGGAUGCCCCAAAGCAUCUACGAUUUCCCAUCAUGGAUUUUAUGAGUGACAGGAUGAUAAGAUCAAAAUACAAGCCUACAGAAACCAGUGUCAAUCAGGACAUCGAAGCAGAAAAUGUUCAAUACAGACUGCCAAUGCGGGCCAUUUGGGGUGCCAAGAAGCCUUUACAGACACUAUAUACUGAUCUUUUAACAUCCUGCCAGAGUUCACGGCCUUCUAAAAAAGAAUGUUCUCCAGAGGAAAAGAAUAUAUGGGCAGAAUUCAAUAUCAGCAAGAGCCCCAAGCAUAGUAAAUUCCACUGAUUUUCUAUCAACUGCUGCCCUCUUCUCAUGUCUUCCUGCCCUCCUCCCAUGCCCAGUCUUGGCUAAGAAAGGAGGCUCUUUUGCAUUCCUUCCUGAUGAAGAUCUUUUACUCCUACUAUUAUGUCCACCACUUAUAUCCUAAUAAUAUAGUAGCUUAAUUUAUAGGAUUAUAAAUACAAUUGGUUAACAUAGAACAUUGAAAA
This is a messenger RNA of Sarcophilus harrisii (Tasmanian devil), 1422 nucleotides long. RefSeq lists its product as uncharacterized. The record is from RefSeq and is a predicted model, not a curated record. The transcript has 9 exons. Bases 521 to 1219 code for a protein of 232 amino acids. NCBI's taxonomy places the organism in Eukaryota, Metazoa, Chordata, Mammalia, Dasyuromorphia, Dasyuridae.